UAAGAAUGGGCAGGUCUCCAUGCUGUUCUAAAGAUUCUGCGAUCAACCGUGGGGCUUGGACUGCCUAUGAAGAUAUGAUUUUGAGAGAAUAUAUUGCAACACAUGGCGCUGGGGGAUGGAGAUCUCUACCCAUUAAAGCAGGUCUGAAGAGAUGUGGGAAGAGUUGUAGAUUGCGAUGGUUGAACUAUCUUCGUCCAGAUAUUAAGCGUGGAAACAUUUCUGUCGAUGAAGAGGACCUCAUUAUUCGAUUGCACAGACUCCUUGGCAAUAGGUGGUCUCUCAUUGCUGGACGACUUCCUGGUCGGACCGACAAUGAAAUAAAGAACUACUGGAACACACAUCUAAGAAAGAAGUGCUUUCCUCGAGACCAAUCUCUUCCAAAUCCCAACACAAAAUCAAAUCCUACUUCCCCAGGAGAUGAUCAUAUCGCCCAAUAUACUCCCGUCAAAGCAACGGCGGUUAGAUUAGCAAAGUACUGCAACAAAUAUUUCAAUGCCAGUAGCGUUCCAGAUCAUCAAGAUUUCAAUCCCACUGACACUUCUCAAUCGUUGUCGUUGUUAUUGAGCGAGGAAUUGGUGACAGAGAAUGAGUGUGGUUUCAUCGACCCUGCACUUGACAAUAGUUCUUCUCAAUCCAUGCAAAUUAAAGAUCAACUUUCUACACCUUGCAUGGCCAAUGUAAUUGACUCGACCUUGCCACCUUCUAAGCAUUGUUUAGAAGACAAAUCAGAGAGUUUAUUGUAUAACCAUCAAGUGCAAUCUGCGGAGUCUGAUCUUCUGUAUACCUAUUCUCGCGAAGAUUUCGAUAUCGAGGAAUUCUUAGCAAGGCCUGAUAAUAACUUGGAAGGAUUCCAUUGUCUUGAUGGAGAAGAUGAAAGUUUUACAGUCAGUGAUGGAGAAGGAAUGGAGGGAAUGUAUAGCAUGAUUGGGUAGAUCAAUUGGGCCCGGCUUAACAGGCACCCUCUAAGCAUUGACUUAGAAUGUGCCGUGCGAUGUGGGCCCAGUUGUCUUCUAACCUUUUCCGUAUCCGUCGAAUGCUUUUCCAUUUUCCGUUUCUUAAGUGUGUCGUGUCGUGCGAUGUGGGGCCAUUUGUCUUCUAAUCUUUUCCGUUCCCGUUGAAUGCUUUUCAUUCUCCGUUCCGCCUUUGUUACCGCUCACAUUGAACGUUUGGAGGAUUUUUUUUUUUUGUUAAUCCCACAUGCAUUGCGUGAGAUUCAAAAAUGGAGAAGGUGGC
Messenger RNA from Cryptomeria japonica (Japanese cedar), 1233 nucleotides. RefSeq names its product transcription factor MYB1. NCBI's taxonomy places the organism in Eukaryota, Viridiplantae, Streptophyta, Pinopsida, Cupressales, Cupressaceae. The coding region runs from base 6 to 932 and encodes 308 amino acids. The record is from RefSeq and is a predicted model, not a curated record. The transcript is spliced from 3 exons.